Messenger RNA from Miscanthus lutarioriparius, 705 nucleotides. Lineage: Eukaryota; Viridiplantae; Streptophyta; Magnoliopsida; Poales; Poaceae. The record is from the annotation of a GenBank genome assembly.
AUGGAGAAGUCGAGGGCCAGGCUAUCGAGUAGCCACUGGCGGCCGGGUGAGGACGACAAGCUGCGGCAGCUCGUGGACAAGUACGGCCCGCAGAAUUGGAGCUCCAUUGCUGAGAAUCUGGAGGGGAGAUCAGGCAAGAGCUGCCGGCUCCGAUGGUUCAACCAGUUGGACCCGCGGAUCAACCGGCGGCCCUUCACGGCGGCGGAGGAGGAGCUGCUCCUGCAGGCGCACCGCGCCCACGGCAGCCGCUGGGCGCUCAUCUCCCGCCUCUUCCCGGGCCGCACCGACAACGCCGUCAAGAACCACUGGCACGUCGUCAUGGCGCGCCGCCGCCGCCACUACCACUCCGGCUCCGGCUCCGGCGGUACCCUCACCGGCGAUCCCACCACCGGCUCUGUUGUACCGCCUCGUCAGCCGUCGUUUCAGUACUUCCGUUUCGGAAGCUGCCCGCCAGCGACGAUAGCGAAGACCACCCACUCGCUGUGCUUCGCGGUGCCUGCAGGUCCCGGGCCGCUCGGUCUCAGCAGACCAGGAACGUACGGUGUCAGCAACAGCAACGUGGCCGCCGCCGCUGCCGUCGUAUUGGACGGCCAUCGUCAUGACAUGAGCAAAUACCUUCUUGGCCGUGGCGAUGACAAUGGCGGUGAUGCGGUUGCAAAGAGGAAGGACGUGCAAUUCUUCGACUUCCUGGGCGUCGGGAUCUGA